Molecule: messenger RNA, 743 nt
Organism: Nelumbo nucifera (sacred lotus)
Lineage: Eukaryota; Viridiplantae; Streptophyta; Magnoliopsida; Proteales; Nelumbonaceae
Product: early nodulin-93-like
Source: RefSeq, a predicted model, not a curated record
UGUAGAAUUUUCCCUAAAAAAUGCUCUCGAGUCUCAAGGCGAGGUUUCCGCACGAGAAGAGAAAGCCGGCACGAUUCUCUUCCUCAGAUCUUCUUCUUCAAGUGGCAGGAUCCUGAACCCCGAUCUUAGGACCUUUUGUUCUCAUUUUCUUUUCGUCUGAACACUUUGGAUAGAAGAAACAAAGCAAAUAUCAACAUGGGGAUCCCGGCAGAUUUGAGAGAUGCCUGGAUAAAUAGAAGGAAAUCAAUUUUGAUUGCUUCUCCUGCUGAAGAACAAAAAAUACUCCGAUCUAAACGUUGUACUGAAGAAGGGGUUCGUGCCGGAGCCAAGGCAGCAGCAGUUGCAUGUGUCGUCAGUGCGGUGCCAACGUUGGUUGCGGUUCGUGUAAUCCCUUGGGCAAAGGCAAACCUCAAUUAUACUGCUCAAACACUUAUUAUAUCUGCAGCUUCAAUUGCUGCCUACUUCAUUACUGCUGAUAAAACCAUUUUGGAGUGUGCAAGGAGAAAUAGCAUUGCAGAGUUGGAGAAAACAGCUUAACAGGUUGGAAUGGAUGUAACAAUGUUCCUGGAUCACAAUGAACAGAUCUUACUAAUGUUUUCUUUUGGUUCUGAAUAUGGAAAAUGCUUAUCUAAGUCAUCCGUUCUACUCCUAUCUUAAUGUAUUUAUUUUCAGUUUUCUCUGUAUAAUAAACAGGAAUUGUUGUUGUGCUUUACUUUUUUUUUUAACAUCACUUCUCUGGUUCA